AUGGCGCCCGGGGCGUCGCCGAGCGUCUCUCGAGCCGCGGAUGGACUCGCGCGGGAGGUGGAGGCGUUACGCGCGGCGUCGACGCGUCCGAGCGCGCGCGUCGCGCGGGAUGCGUCGAUGGAAGCGACGGACGCGCGAAGAAGACUCGAGUUCGCGUCGACGACGACGAGAACGGCGCGAGAGAUCGAGGCGCUCACGGCGGAACUCGGGGAGAGGGAGACGUUUUGGCGCGACGCGAGCGAGGCGCAGGAGAGGGAGCUGCGGGCGCUCGCCUCGAGCGCGGAGUCGCGAGCGAGACGCGCCGAGGCGGAGGCGGACGCGUUACGGAUGGAGCGGGACAGCCUCGUGAGAGAGCUAGAGGACGCGCUAGAGAGGGAGCGGAUGCAAAAUGCGGCGAUUUGGGCGAAACUGGAAAAGAAAAAGCGCGCGAGGUUGUUCGCCGAGGCGAGUCGGUUGCGCCGCGCGUUGGCAAAGUGGAUCGAAGGCGCCGUGUUUAACAUACGCGCUCGCAUGGUGCUUGAACGAUCGCGUAGACGAGCGCUUAAGGAUGCGUUCGCGUCAUUUCAUCGAGCCGUGGAGUUGUCGCGAAAGGGAUCGGAGAUCGAGCGACGCGCGAACGAGCAGCGCGUUCGUCGAUGUUUGGUACACUGGGCCGUCGGCGUGGAGGUCUCCAGAGCGGGCGAACGGGCGCUCGCGAGGCGAGUGAUGAUCCGAUGGAGUCGAGCUAUGUCAAACGUGGAGAUUCCCGAGCGUUCGCUCGCCUCUAGGACGGCGCGCGAGAGAGCCGUCGCGGUGAUUGAGCGCGUGCGGGCGACGGCGACAAAACGAGCGGCUUUCUCGUCGUGGCUACUCUUCGUCGCGGGCGCUAAAAGUGCGCGUACGAUCGCGUUAGAACUCAUAGCUAAAGAACGCGUCGCUGCGCGCGAAGCGUCGCUGGCGAGACUCAAGGCGACGAGACGCGGGACGUAG
Molecule: messenger RNA, 969 nt
Organism: Ostreococcus tauri
Lineage: Eukaryota; Viridiplantae; Chlorophyta; Mamiellophyceae; Mamiellales; Bathycoccaceae
Product: unnamed product
Exons: 1
Coding region: 1-969 (322 amino acids)
Source: RefSeq, a predicted model, not a curated record